GAACAAACGAGCCAAGGACAACAACAUGCUUGUGCAGAGGACGUCGGUGGCGGCGCGGCGCCGGCUGGCGCGCCAGCUGCAGCAAGUGGAUGGCCUCCGCAUGCUGGGCGAUGGCCAUGGCGCUCGACAAGCGCUGCCCACUGCGUGCCUCGCCUUGCAGCAAGCGCGUCCUUGCAUGCUACGCCUCGUCCUGCCUACCCGAGCGCUCUCGACGGCCGCCACGUCGCCGACGCCGUCGUCUUCGCCCAGCUUUCCAUCCGCCGACGUGGUGACAACAGCACAUGGCGUCGUAGCGACCAGCGCCUUUGCGCCCGGCGCCGUCAUCUUCUGCGAGACGGCCAUCGCAGCGUCCAGCUUUGGCCACCACUGCCACCAUGACCACCACACGUGCGACCACGACCAUGGCCACGUUCAUACGUGUGAUCACGACCACCACCAUCACGGUACGAUCAAUGACCUCCACGGCCACGACGACUGCGACUAUGCCCACGGUGCCCCUGCACACUGCAACCAUGACCAUGCCCACGAUCACGAUCACUGCGACCAUGACCAUGGGCAUCACCACGUUGAGACGCUUACAGAGGCCGAGCGCGAUACCAUGGCACCGGCGAUCGCUGCCUCCUUUGACGCGUACAUGGCCUUUUGCGCGACGCACGCCGACGUCCUCGGGCGACGCGACAUUGCCAGCAACCUCGUCAAACUGCUUCACGCGAUCGCAUCCGACGCGUCAUUGCUGCCCGAUCUACUGCGUCUCUCAGUGCUCUCGGACCGCGUGCCCGCCUGCAUGGCGACCGCUGUCGCCCUCCGAUCGCACCUCCCACCCUCGAGCCUGCCUCCAACUAUCUCCGACGCAGAGCUCGCGCACCUUCUCGGCGUACUGCUCAACCAUGCGCAGGCGCUCAACAGCAUCGACGGCAGCGGUGUCUUUCGGUACAUCCCGCGACUGCACCACGCGUGCAUCCCCAACGUCCACAUCGCGGCCGACGGAACGACGCUCCGCGCCACAGCAAUGACGCCGAUUGCAGUCGGUGACGCGCUCACGUUUGACACGCUCGACAUGUACUACUGGACGCACCCGGACCGGGCAGCGGCCCUCGCGGCCGACGAGAUCACUUGCAACUGCGACUGGUGCAAGGGCGCCGUGCCGGAUCAUGCGCGGACAUACAAGUGCAACGAUCCUGCAUGCCACGGCGUCGUUUACCCAGCGACAACGAUACCCAUCACGGCGACGUGUUCGUGCUGCAGCCGCGUCUGGACGGUCGACGAGGUGGCGGCCAUGACGGAGCACGAAGAGGCGACGGCGUCGACGCUGCAAACCGCGACCAACUUGGCCGAGAUUGAGGCGAUCGUGGCGGCCUCGCCGCUGCACGGGACCCACCGAGUGUGCUACGAUGCACUUGCGCACCUCUCGGCGACCCUGCGCGACGAUGCCGACGAUGCGGAAGCCGUCCGUCGGCAGCUUCUAGCGUGCGUCGACGCGGUUGUGCCGUAUGCGCAUCCGACGACGAUCGAGCACUAUGAUGCGUUGGCGGCUGCGCUCGUCGUCCAGGGCAAGGUGGACGAGGCGCGCGUAGCGUACGCAGCAGCGUUGGAGAUGGCAAAUUGCUGCUUUGGCGCCGACCACGAGACGACCCGCUUGUACCAGGCGCUGACCGAGACCACACCGAAGACGCGCGCGGCUUGGGCGGACGUGUAUGAUGUGCACGAUGACGAUAGCGCAGUGAAGCGUUCAUAGUAGAAACGUCGGAUGCGAGACCCCGUAGAAUCAACAUUUUACUAGAUACUAGAGUAUAUAAUUUGAUACCUAUGUCCUUCGUGAUGCUCCAA
Molecule: messenger RNA, 1827 nt
Organism: Saprolegnia diclina VS20
Lineage: Eukaryota; Oomycota; Saprolegniomycetes; Saprolegniales; Saprolegniaceae
Exons: 1
Coding region: 26-1735 (569 amino acids)
Cellular component (GO): nucleus
Molecular function (GO): protein binding
Source: RefSeq, a predicted model, not a curated record